AUGGAAAUAUCCUACAUCGGUAUUUCAAUGUUUUUAGUUUUCUUACUCCCCCCCUCCGUGAGUGAACAAAACCAUUAGAAAAAUCCCUAUUUUUCACCCAAAAACCCACCCUCCGUGAGUGAACAAAAAUUUUUUAUGGAAAAAAAUUUUGAUAUAUAAAUGAUAAUUAGUAUAAUGAAAUCUAGAGCUAAUUCUGUUUAAUUUUAAACGAAUUGCUUUUUAAAACAUAAAUUUUGCAAAUUGAAUUAAUAUUUGCUUUCCAAUUUUUGCGAAUUAAGAAUUUUUUUAAUUUCGAAAAAAAAUAUUUUUUAUAAAAAAUGUAAAUAUAAAUUUUUUUAAAAAAAAAAAUUAACCUCCCUCCUGUGAGUGAACAAAAUCUUUUUGUUCACUCACGAAGGGGGGGGAGUUAGCUUAUAUUAUCUUAUUCAAAAAAAAGAAAACCAUAAUAGUCUCAGAUAUAAUUUGCUACCCAAUAAAAUCAUGCCAAGGUGUUCACCUGGAAUCAGCUGAAAUCGGAGAAUUUGGCUUUUUGAUGGACAGAGAAUGGUCAAUUGCAACAUAUAAUGAUGAAAUCAUAGACUGCGCGAAAGAUAUAAGAAUUUCACAGUUAAAACCAAGCUUUUUGUACGAUGAGUUUGAUAAGCCAAAAACUUUGGUACUAAGUUUUGCAGGUUUUGAUGAUUUCCAUUUAGAAAUCACGGACAAUAAAAAUGUAUUUUUUGAGUUUACAUUAGCUGAGACAAAAGGCUUAGCCGCUGAUGAAGGUGAUGAGGUAUCUAAAUGGCUCAGCCAUGUUUUUAAUGCCCAAUACAGGCUAAUUAGGCUGGCUAGAGGUAGACAGCUGAACCAGCACCCAGAUUUUAAAAAUGUUCUCCCAGAUGAAUUCAAGCUGAAUUUUGCUUCAAAAGCCCAGUUUCUCAUCAUUUCAAAAGAGAGUUUUGAAGCAUUUCAUAGGACACUUUCUAAGGAAAAACAGGAAGAUGUGAAUAUGGCGAACUUCAGGCCAUCUAUAGUAGUAGAAAAUUGUUCAUCAUUUUAUGAAGAUAACUGAAAGAAUUUUGAUAUUGAUGGAGUCAGGUUUCAUGGGAUUAGACUUUGUGGACGCUGCAAGAAAACAACUAUUAUUGAGAAAACGCUUCAGUUUGAUCCUAAUUAUGAGCCAGUGAAUUCUCUCACUCCUUUUUCAAAGGGUAAGCAGAGUUUUAGAGGAUCUUUAAAUUUUUAUUAAAAUUUAAAGAAUAGUUAAAAACCAGUAUUAGAAUUCCGUAAAUUAUUUUUUAUAAUGAAAUAUAAUACUUUUAAAUAAAACAUUAAAUAUAAGCAUUAUAGAAAAUUAUUUCGAUAACAAUUUCUAGCAAUUUAAUCUUAACUCUCCCCUCCGUGAAUGAACAAAAAAUUUGUUCGCUUAUUGAGGGAGGUGAUUAAUUUUUUUUUUUUAAAAUUCAUAUAAAAAUUUUAUAAUAAAAUGUUUUUGUAAAAAAAAUCCACUUUGAAAAUCAGAAGUAAAAAUUAAUUUAAUUUGCUAAAUUUACUUUUUAAAAUGAAAACUGUUUAAAACUAAACAGAAUUAACAAGAGAUUUCAUUAUAAUAAUUAUCACUUAUAUAUCAAAAUUUUUUGAUAAAAAAUUUUUGUUCGCCCACGGAGGUGUUUUUACCUAUAAAAUAGGGAUUUUUCAAAUGGUUUUGCUCGCUAUCGGAAGGGGGAGUAAGAGGAGUCAGAAAAUUUCAUGGUAAUGAAACUAGAGGAUUUUUGGGUCUUUUAGCACUUAAGCUCAGCCCAGGAACCAUCCGCAAAAAUGGAAUAGUGAAUAUAUCAUCUUUUGUAAAAAGAGAUAGAACUCUUGAGGUUUAUCCUUUUAGUUAA
Blepharisma stoltei is the source of this 1865-nucleotide messenger RNA. Lineage: Eukaryota; Ciliophora; Heterotrichea; Heterotrichida; Blepharismidae. The record is from the annotation of a GenBank genome assembly.